AUGGCUGAACCGAGUCGUAUGAAUAUAACUAAGGUGGGAUCAGAUGUGACCGGGUUUAAGUCAGAGCGGCCCAGCCCCGGCGAAUUAGACGUGUACCUAUCCUGGGCAUGCAAUCAACUUCAAUGCCCCUUUGCAGUAGCUGUUACCAAAGUUGCUCAAAGUCAAUACGUCAGUGUCAGCGCAGCAAAAAAGAAUAUUGUAAAGUCGAGAGCGAAGUUAAAACAAUCUUCCGAUUCCCUUGCUGCUUUGCUUAAAGAUGACAGGAUGGGCCCAUCGGGAUAUUUAGAAGAUGAAGGCACGAUUAAGAUAUUUGCUAUUCAUGAUCAUCUGGACCGUUUGGUCGAGUUGAAAUUCGAGGAUAAUGCAAAACUUCCCAGAAUGCUCUUCCAGAUAAUAGGCCUCAUCGUCCAGUUUCAUAAAUGUCUCCAAACCAUAACAAUAAGACAGGGGUUAGACAUGUACGCUCUAUACGAAAUAAAUAAAUUUUUACCCUCAUCCAACGUGACCGAGCUGUGCUUGGAAAACACCUUCUUGAAAGAAGGAAAUUACAGUGUUCUAUUCGAAAACCAUAAUUUAAUCAAACGCGUUUCUAUAGCUCGCUGUCAAAUCACUGACACAAUGAUACAAGAUAUAGCUGCUAAACUAGCAUAUCCUAUGCCAGCUUCUAAAACUUUGAUCAUACUCGAUUUGUCGACAAAUAGAAUAACCGAUGAGGGUGCGAAAUAUUUAGCAAACGCGCUCAGAUCAAACAGAUGUUUGAGUUAUCUGAAUCUAUCAGAUAACAAUUUAACAGAUAUUGGUGGAGAACUAUUGCUUGAUACUCUUAUGACGUUUCCAUUGACAGACGACGAAUUAAAAUCUGAUCAAUCGAAAAGUAAAAGGAAGUCAGUCAAAGCCGCACCUCCCAUUAAACAGGUGGCUAAGAAAGUAAAGGGCAUUGAAAGAGAAGGCUCAUUAAAACUAGUGCCUGAAUCAAAAGGUGCAGAAGCUGCAGAAUUAGAUUCACAUCUUUAUGAUAAAGCCCGUGACAUUGCGGAGGGAAGAAUGGGGAAAUUUAUGGAUCCUUUCAACAGGGAUAAUCUCGUAGUAAUAGAUGGUAUUAUAUACUGUCUUGGAAAUAAUGCUUUGUGCCGUUUGAACUUAUCAUACAAUAACCUAUCUUACAUUAGUUUAAAGAAACUUGCUAAUGUCAUAGUGACCCAAAGGUUGAAUCGAAGGAAACCUGUAGGGUUAAUAAGUGUCAAUUUGAAUGGAAACAAUUUACCUUUAUACUGCACAGAGAUGACGCAGAUUGACGUUCUGCUGAACUCCGGAGCUAGUGACAAAAAUAAUAGAAAACGAGCUGCGUCUAAGACGAUUUCAUCAUUUAAAUGA
Molecule: messenger RNA, 1374 nt
Organism: Amyelois transitella
Lineage: Eukaryota; Metazoa; Arthropoda; Insecta; Lepidoptera; Pyralidae
Exons: 3
Coding region: 1-1374 (457 amino acids)
Molecular function (GO): protein binding
Source: RefSeq, a predicted model, not a curated record